AGUGGUAAUCUCACUGGAUUCUCGCUUUUUGCCCCUAGCAUUCUUCUGUUCGGGGAUUUCUUCGCGGGUCUUCUUAGCAGAGGUGCUACAGCAGCUAUGAACCACAACUGCGUUUCGUUUCUUUGGGUUGAUCAGAUCAGGUACCAGUAUAGCUUCACCAUUUGCUAAGGUGGCUUCCGGGAUUCUCCUUCCCAAGGGAUAGUUAUGCCGAAAGUUUCGAUAGUUAAGGGUCAUACAUUCCGGUUAAGGGCCAUACGUUCCGGUUAGCCAUUGACAUUGGGCUUACGUCAGCGAUUGAAGUUGUGUUGGAUGGAAUGAGGCUUAAAAGAUGGCUUGCAAGUGUCUUGUUCCUCGCUGCUACAAUUUUAAGCUGCACAUCAGGUGCAUUUGUGGGAGUAAACAUUGGAACUGAUGUUUCUAACCUGCCAUCAGCCACGGAUGUUGUUGCUAUUCUUAAAGCCCAUCAAAUUACUCAUGUGCGCCUUUAUGAUGCCAAUACUCACAUGCUGCAGGCUCUUGCAAACUCCAGUAUUGAAGUAAUUGUUGGUGUCACAAAUGAGGAGUUACUGAGGAUUGGAGAAUCUCCGUCAGUAGCUGCAGCCUGGGUCAAUAAAAAUGUAGCAGCUUAUAUGCCUUCCACCAAUAUCACAUCCAUAGCAGUUGGUAGUGAGGUUCUUACCCAAAUCCCAAAUGUUGCCCCUGUUUUAGUUCCUGCUAUGAAUUAUCUUCACAGAGCCCUGGUUGCUGCAAACCUUAACUUUCGGGUCAAAGUUUCAACUCCACAGUCCAUGGACGUAAUACCUAGGCCUUUUCCUCCUUCCACUGCCACCUUUAAUUCUUCUAUGAACUCCACAAUUUACCAACUCCUUCAGUUUUUGAAGAACACAAACUCCUCGUACAUGUUGAAUGCUUAUCCUUAUUAUGGAUACACCAAGGGAGAUGGUAUUUUCCCAAUUGAAUAUGCUCUUUUUCAACCACUUCCUUCAGUCAAGCAAAUUGUUGAUCCAAACACUCUGUUCCAUUAUAGCAGUAUGUUUGAUGCUAUGGUUGAUGCUACCUAUUAUUCUAUAGAUGCUUUCCACUUCUCGAAUAUCCCAAUUAUUGUCACAGAGACUGGUUGGCCAUCAUUUGGUGGAUCAAAUGAACCUGAUGCUACUGUGGAAAAUGCUGAGACCUACAAUAAUAAUUUGAUUAGACGAGUCCUAAAUGGUUCUGGUCCACCUAGUCAGCCACAAAUAGCCAUUAAUACAUACAUAUAUGAAUUGUUUAAUGAAGACAAGAGGAAUGGGCCUAUAUCAGAAAAAAACUGGGGCAUUCUUAGUACUAAUGGAAGUGCUGUCUAUCCUUUGAGUUUGAUUGGAUCUGGUCGAAGUACUGGAAAUUCUUCAGCAGUUUUUUGCGUUGCUAAAGAUGGUGCAGAUUCUGAUAAGCUGCAAGCAGGCCUGAACUGGGCUUGUGGACAAGGUCAUGCUAACUGCGCAGCUAUUCAACCGGGAAAGCCAUGUUACUCACCUAAUAAUGUAAAAAGCCAUGCCUCUUAUGCUUACAACGAUUAUUAUCAAAAGAUGCGUGCUACUGGCGGAACAUGUGACUUCGAUGGUACAGCUACAACAACUGCUGUGGAUCCUAGUCAUGGCUCCUGUAGAUACACAGGAAGUUCCAACUCAAGUCUGACAGGAGGGAGUUUUCCUCCUUUAUCACUGGGUCCCGAAAGCGCAGUUGGAGGAAGUUGGAGCCUGCGAGUAUCCAUGCUUCAGAAUCUGAUAUCUAGUGUAAUUUUUGGCAUUGGUGUUGCUAUGACCUGAAGGUUUGCCGUCUAAAAAUUGAUUCGCGGAAUGAAGUUAUAAUCAAUUUUGUGUCCAUUUCUCUUUAUCUUUCCCAUCAAUCCAUUUGUCGUACUGAUUGGGAGGUUAGGAUCAUUGUAAUUUACAGACAAGGUAAGUUCAGUUGCGGAACCUGAGAUUGAGCCCUUAUAGCAGCAUAACAACAAACGGGAAAUUCUGAAAUCUCAAGAUUGGCAUUGACUUUGUUCAGAACAAUGUUGUUCUCAUUUUCAGCAUUGUCUUUCUGUUGUUUUUCCCCGGGAGGUUCAUUUGUUGGAUGGAUGGCUGGCUCUGCUACCGCCGCCAACACUCCAUUUCAUAGCUCGAAGACUAACUGAUUCCUCUGAUCCAACAUGGAUUUGUGCCA
Neltuma alba is the source of this 2190-nucleotide messenger RNA. RefSeq names its product glucan endo-1,3-beta-glucosidase 4. Gene Ontology annotation, molecular function: hydrolase activity, hydrolyzing O-glycosyl compounds. Gene Ontology annotation, biological process: carbohydrate metabolic process. The transcript has 5 exons. Lineage: Eukaryota; Viridiplantae; Streptophyta; Magnoliopsida; Fabales; Fabaceae. The coding region runs from base 315 to 1805 and encodes 496 amino acids. The record is from RefSeq and is a predicted model, not a curated record.